Blepharisma stoltei is the source of this 399-nucleotide messenger RNA. Lineage: Eukaryota; Ciliophora; Heterotrichea; Heterotrichida; Blepharismidae. The record is from the annotation of a GenBank genome assembly.
AUGAAAUACUCAAGAAGAUUUAGUAAAAAAAAGAAAGCCCUAAGAAAGAGAAAAGUUUAUGUACCCUAUUACCAAGCAUCUAUAAAAGAAAUUAUGCAUGAUCUUAAAAUAAUUGAUAUAGAAAAAAACGAAUUGACGCUAGUAACUCCCAAAAAAGAGCCCAUAAAGCAAAUUCCAAAAAAAAGUGUAAUUACUGAUGAAAAUAUUGCUAUAGAAAGUUUAGUCCUUCUAACUGAAUCAAUUGAAAAGAUUGAAGAAAUCAAACCUGAGCCUCAAUUAAUCAACCAAUAUCAAACACAGCAAUAUUACAACUUCCAGCCAUUCUGGCAAUAUUAUCCAUAUUUUCUGUACCAGAACUAUGCAAACAACAUUGGACAAUUUGGAUGAUAUUAUAAUUAA